Molecule: messenger RNA, 4409 nt
Organism: Scomber japonicus (chub mackerel)
Lineage: Eukaryota; Metazoa; Chordata; Actinopteri; Scombriformes; Scombridae
Gene: znf609a
Product: zinc finger protein 609a
Biological process (GO): regulation of transcription by RNA polymerase II
Cellular component (GO): nucleus
Source: RefSeq, a predicted model, not a curated record
CAGCCCUGAGGAGGCGUCCUGCGGCUGGGAGAGAGGAGCGCGGCCCUCCUGCAGCCCUCCUGCGGCGCUCCGGGACGCUCCUACUAAGAUGUCCCUCAGCAGCGGUCCUGCAGGCGGGAAAGGUGUGGACUCCAACGCGGUGGACACGUACGACAGCGGCGAUGAGUGGGAUAUCGGUGUCGGCAAUCUGAUCAUCGACCUGGACGCCGAUUUGGAGAAGGACAAACUAGAGAUGUCUGGCAGUAAGGAGGGAGGGGGCAUGGCCGCCCUCCCCGCCCCUCCCAGCGCUGUGGCUGCUUUACCUGACAAUAUAAAGUUCGUUAGUCCUGUAGCCGCCACGCAGGGCAAAGAGAGCAAAUCCAAAUCUAAACGUAGUAAAAACUCUAAGGAGAGCGUUAAGGCCCCGGUAUCAGACGGAGCCAAGAAGGAGGUUCAGGGUCGUGCCCCCGGAGACCCACCGCCGCCCCAAAACCCCAACUCCACCCCGACUAAAGGAACUGACAAGUCUAGUAAACCUUCGCGUACGCUCCCCGCUGUGAAAAAGGAGAAGGACGGAGCGAGCGGGAAGACUAAGAAAGAGAAAAUGGAGGUGGUGGUUAAUAUUAACGCCGAGAAAGAGUCCGGGGCCCCCAUCUUGCCUUUAGGGGCCCCUCGCGGCAGCCCCUUCGAGGGCCAGCAGAACCCCGAGCUGGCCGCGGCCGAGCAGCUCGGGAACAUGGCGCUGGACGCGGCGGCGGUGGCGGUGGGGAUCGGGCAGCCCGUUGCCAUGACGACGGAGCAAGAGGAGGUGGACAACGGUGAAUGCCGAAACCUGAAGAAAUUGGUCGGUGGCGAAAAGAUGGAGUCUCCUGUCUCCACCCCGGCUCCUCCUCCGCUCCACCUCCUCGUCCCCGUCGCCAACAGCGACAUCUCGUCUCCGUGCGAGCAGAUCAUGGUCCGCACGCGCUCAGUGGCGGUGAACACGGCCGACGCUGCGCUCGCCACCGAACCGGAGUGUUUAGGACCCUGCGAGCCGGGAACCAGCGUCAACCUGGAGGGCAUCGUGUGGCAGGAGACGGAGGACGGCAUGCUGGUUGUCAACGUCACCUGGAGGAACAAGACGUACGUUGGGACUCUGCUGGACUGCACGAGACACGACUGGGCCCCUCCAAGGUUCUGCGACUCUCCCACCAGCGACGUAGAGAUGCGUAGCGGGCGCGGCCGAGGGAAGCGGAUGCGUCCGAGCAGCAACACGCCGCUCAACGACAACAGCAACUCCUCCGACAACAAAGGGAGCGGCAGCAGCAAGACGCGCGGCGCCGCUGCCAACAGCAAAGGCCGGCGAGGAAGCCAGACGGCCGGCGGAGUCGAGGACGCCAAAGCCAGCCCGUCGUCCGCCAAGAGGAAGACCAAACCCGCCUCCGAUAUGGAGCCCACCUCCAGCUCGGAGGACACCAAGGCGUCCAAACGCAUGAGAACCAACUCCACCGGCGCCGCCACGCAACUUCCCGGAGGUAAAACCGACCCGUUGCCCCCGCCGCCGCAGCUGGAUCGGACUUGCCCCUCCCCCGUUCUCAUCGACUGCCCCCACCCCAACUGCAACAAGAAAUACAAGCACAUCAACGGGCUGAAGUACCACCAGGCCCGUUCCCAUAACGACCACGACGUCCGGUUGGACCAAGACGGAGACAGCGAAUACGGAGACGACCCCUCCCUUCAUCCGGACCCUUCCUCUUGUAACGGUGCCGCCAUUUCCCCCGCCCGCUCCACUACGCCGAAGGGUCGGGGGUUUGACGCCCCGUCGCCGUCGUCGGGGAAACUGGCGACGAAGCAGCAGGGGAAGAAGAAGGUAGGGGAGGCGGAGCUGGAGGGGACGGACGGCGGCGAGGAGGCGGGGUGUUUGACGGACGAGGCAAGCAACGACGGGAUGGACGACAGGAAGGGGAAGAAGAUGGCGGCGGGGGCGGGGAAAUCUGAUAAACUGACCCAGAAAGGGGUGAAGCCGGCACGGCCCGUCGCCCCCACCGCACCCAACGCCCCCUCGCCGUACGCCCUGCAAGCCUCCUCCCCCGCGCUCGGCUCAGUGGUUCAGUCCGUCCCAAAAAGCCCCCAACUGAAAAGCAUCCAACCGAAGCCACCGCCGCUCGCCGACCCCGCCUCAAGUCCCGCCCUCGCCAAAGACAAGAAGAAGAAGGACAAAAAGAAGAGGGAGGGGGGGAAGGAAGGGGACAGCCCGAAGUCGAUGGGGAAGGGGGGGCGACCGGAGGAAGGGAAGAGCCCGUAUUCGGAGGACGCUUUGCUCAACGGCUCCACGGAAGCUCAUCAGAGCCGUUUGGCUAGCAUCAAAGCGGAGGCGGAUAAAGUCUACAGCUUCUCCGAUAACGCUCCGAGCCCUUCCAUCGGAGUCGCCAGCCGCAUGGAAGCCGGCCUCGGCCCCCCGCCGCUCCACCUCAACCAGAACGGGGCCGACAACGCCUCCGUCAAAACCGGCAGCCCCGCCUACUCUGACAUCUCCGACGCGGGCGAGGACGGAGGCGGCGGUGGUGGUGGCGGCGGCGGCGAGGGGAGAGCGGAAGGCGUGAAAGUGAAGCAAGAACCCGAUCAGCCGCCACUUCCACGCGAAGGAGCCAAAAAAGCGUUGUUCCCUCCUCAAGCUCCGAGUAAAGAGUCGCCUUAUUACCCCAAUUACGACUCCUACUACUCACCGAGCUACCCCAACCCAAGCCCGGGAUCGGCCCCCGCGGCGGCGCCCCACGUGGAAGGAGCGCAGGUGAAAGUGAAGAAGGAGGAGGAGCAGCCAGAGGUUUCGGAGGAGCUCAAACUGAAGGUGGAGCCUCCGGAAGAGAGGAAGAUCGAGCCGCUUCCUCAGCAGCAGCAGCAGCAACAGCAGCAGCAGCCGUCCGUCAUCCAGCAGCGCUCCAACAUGUACACGCAGCCGCUCUACUACAACCAGUACUACGUGCCCCCCUACUACUCCCCCGACCAGGCCUACCACGCCCACCUGCUCGCCUCCAACCCCGCCUACCGCCAGCAGUACGAGGACCGGCAGCGGCAGGCCGACAAGAAGGCAGAGAGCAAAGAGCGGGAAGCCUGCGGGAAGGACGAGUGGAAGCAGAAAGCAUCGGUUCCCCCGACUCUAUCCCGAGCCCCCAGCCUCACAGAUCUGGCUUCUAAAGGGGGGCUGAACCCCGCCAAGUCCAAAGAGCCUCUGUCGGCUUCGGAGCAGGCCAAGUCGGUCAUCAUGGCGAAGGGAGACGACCCCAAAGCCCCCGUCGCCGGCGGCCAGCAGCAGCAGGAGGGGCUGAAGAUGAAGCUGAGCGAAGCGGGGCAUCAUAUAAUUAAAGAGGAGCCCAAACCGGGAGGAGGGGAGUCGGGUCGGCCGACGGGUGUGGAGCCCGCCAUGUGGUACAGACAGGAGCCGGACUCGCGCCUGUGGCCCUACGUCUACCCCAACAAAUACUCCGAAGCCCCGAAACCGCAGCAGGAGGAGGACCGGUGGAAGGAGGACCGGGAGCGAGAGCGGGACAGGAAGGUGAAGGAGGAGCGGCCGCGGCUGAAGGCUGACGGUCUGCAGAAAGAGGAGGCCAAGGAAGGAGCGGAGGGCAGGACGCAGCUGCCUCCAGACGAGCACCGGGGCGUCGGCGGCGGGGGGAAGGAGGUGCGGCCCCCCCACAUGCAGUUCUCCUCUCCGCUGGCCCAGCACCAGGGUUACAUGCCCUACAUGCACGGACCGUACGCCUACAGCCAAGGCUACGAACCCACACACCCAGGAUACAGAGGCAUGCCCUCCGUCAUGAUGCAGAACUACCCUGGUUCGUACCUGCCGGCCGGUUACUCCUUCCCCUCGUACGGAGGAAAGGUGCCGGCGGGUGAGGAGGGAGAGAAACCCUCCAGGUCCAGUCCGACGGUGAAACCGCCGGGCGAGGCCAAAGCUCUGGACCUGCUGCAGCAGCACGCCAGCCAGUACAAGAGCAAAUCCCCGUCCAUCCAAGACAACAAGACUCCGCAUGAGCGGGAGAGAGACAGAGAGAGAGAGCGCGACCGGGAGCGAGAGGGCGACCGGCCGCGAUCCUCGCCGUCCCAACGCAUCCUGCCUUCCCAUCAUCACAUGGGAUACCCGCUGCUGUCGGGACAGUACGACCUGUCCUACGCCUCAGGUCUCUCCUCUUCAGCCAUCGUCGCCAGUCAGCAAGCGUCCGCCCCGUCCAUGUACCCCCCCGCACGGAGGUGAGAACGGCACACCUGAUUGGCUGACCUCCACCUGCCCCCCCCCCCCACCGGAGUCAUGUGACUGGCUCACAUGAGGAAGCAUUUCCUGUUUGCGACAUCAGUUCAAUGGUGUUUGUGUAUGUUUGAUUACUCUGCCUGGAUGUCCAGCCUGAGCCGGCCGCUCCGCUCCGCUGCCUCCUCACCGGACCGCCGAGGCCUAC